AUGACGAGGACCGGUCCGUUCAUCCUGUGGCUGCUGCUGUGGCAGAUGUCGCUGGUGCAGUCCAGCGUCUACCGGAAGAAUGUGGUGGUGUUCGAGAUCGGGGGCAACACGGUCAUCGCGGGCAACCGGAUCGAAUACGUGGAGCCCGACUGCGAGUCCGGCUUCGAGUGCACAACCAAGAAGACCUGCGCCCAAGCCAACACCGCGCCCACCCUCAGCGCCGACUCCAAGUACUUUUCCUGCUGCCGCCUCGGGCGGAGGCUCCUAGGGAGCCCCGAGACGGCGUUCGACUGCUGUGCGGCGGACCAGGAGCUCGUCGGCGCCGCCCACACCGGGUACCGCUGCUGUCGGCAGGGGCAGACCUACGACGGGCAGGCGUGCAAGGGCGUCUGUCCGGCCGGAAAGGAGUGGGUGGAGGAAGAAGACGGAUGCGUCUGCGCCCAGGGCACCGAGGAAGCCGACAAUGGCACCUGCAGGCCUCUGAAAGACGAAGGCCCCGGCCUCGUGUCUGGACACUGCUAUAGCUUCACCUCCAUGGGCGGCGGUCGUCUGAGUCUCCACGCCCAGGUCCCCGAUCAUCAAACCCACCACGUCAGCUCCGAGUCCCCCCUGGACCGGUUCCGCCUGUGUGUCGACGAGGAUUGCAUCCCCGGCCAAUCCGUCCACCUGGGGGACAAGUUCUACAUGGCCGCCGCCGCCGCCGCCGUCACUCCGGAUGGCAGCCCGGCCCGACGACGGCAGUGGUGGAACAAUGCCCAGAACGGCAGCCAGAUCGGUCGCACAACCGACUUCACGGCGGCUGGCGCGUUCACGCUGCGCCAGUGGUCCUGUGGCGCGUAUUGCCUGGGGGGGGUUCGGUGGGGGGUGGGACCGUUUUGCUCCGAGGCGGCGGAGUCGGCCCUCAGCUUCUACCCCGGCGAUCCGCACAUGUGUGUGGCUGUCGACCUGCGCGAGGUCCCGUGCAGUGGCCGGAGCGAGGACGACGAUGAUGAUGCUGCUCCUGCGGGGAAGAAGAAAUCCAAGUGCCGGUGUGGCCACGAUGAGCUGUGA
Molecule: messenger RNA, 1050 nt
Organism: Aspergillus steynii IBT 23096
Lineage: Eukaryota; Fungi; Ascomycota; Eurotiomycetes; Eurotiales; Aspergillaceae
Exons: 2
Coding region: 1-1050 (349 amino acids)
Source: RefSeq, a predicted model, not a curated record